AUGGCGCCACUGCCGGCACCACCAACCGCGGCAUCGGCCUCCGCCUCCGCAUUCCUCUUCCUCUCUCCGCCGCGGAGCCGGAGCCGCUACCAGCACCCCAAGACCAAGCCGAAGCCCGCCGCUACCAUCCUCUGCUCCUCCACUGCCACCGCGGCCGGCUCAGCAUCGCCCUCCCUCUCCGAGCAGUUGGAGCCGCUCUCCCGCACGCUCCUCCACGACAAGCCCACUCCGAUCGCGGACCGCCCCACCCCGGAGCCAACCUGGGUGAACCCCACCAGGCCCAAGCCUAGCGUGCUCUCGCUCAGCCGCCACCGCCGCCGCUCCCCUUCCGCGAACACUUCCUCCGUGCCGCUGCAGCCGCUCCUGCGCGCCCUCCGCGCCCUGCCCGAGGACGCCGACCUCGCGGGCACCCUCGACGCCUUCUUCCUGCAGCAGGGGCAGGGACAGGGGCAGGGCGCGGCGCCGUCCCCCUCCGACGCGCUCCUCCUCCUCAACUACCUCCACCCGUCGUGGCGUAAGACGCUCUCCCUCCUCGCUUGGCUGCGCGCGCUCCCCGCCGGCGCCUUCCAGCUCGACACCAUCUUCUUCAACGUCGCCCUCAAGUCGCUCCGCGCCGCGCGCCAGUGGCCGCACGCCGAGCGCCUCGCGCUCGACAUGCUCGACGCGGGCGUGCCCCUCGACAACAUCACCUACUCCACGCUCAUCACCGCCGCCCGCCGCUGCCGCCAGUUCUCCAAGGCCGUCGAGUGGUUCGAGCGCAUGUACGCCGCCGACGGCGUCCUCCCCGACGAGGUCACGUACUCCGCCGUGCUCGACGUCUACGCGCAGCUCGGAAUGAAGGAGGAGGUGCUCGCGCUCUUCGACCGCGCCAGGGGCAGCGGCUGGAAGCCCGACCACGUCGCCUUCGCAGUCCUCGCCAAGAUGUUCGGGGAGGCCGGCGACUACGAGGGCAUCCAGUUCGUCUUCAAGGAGAUGAGGGAGGUCGGCAUCAAGCCCAACAUCUUCGUCUACAACGCGCUGCUCGAGGCGCUGGGCAAGACCGGCAAGCCGGGCCUCGCGCGCAACCUGUUCGAGGAAAUGGUCAUCCAGGGCGUCGACCCCAAUGCGCGCACGCUCACCGCGCUCGCCAAGAUCUACGGCAGGGCGCGCUGGGGCCGCGACGCGCUCCAGCUCUGGAACAAGAUGAGGGAGCUGAAGCUGCCUGCCGAUAACAUCCUCUGCAACACGCUGCUGAGCAUGUGCGCCGACGUGGGGCUCGUGGCCGAGGCCGAGCAGCUCUUCAACGAGAUGAAGGAUCCGGAAUGCCGCGACGUACCAAAGCCGGACAAGUGGAGCUACACGGCCAUGAUCAACAUAUACGGGAGCAACGGGGACACAGACCGCGCGCUCCAGCUGUUUGGGGAAAUGCUGAAGGGCGGGAUAGAGCCCAACAUAAUGAGCUACACCAUUGUCAUCCAAUGCCUCGGGAAGGCACAGAGGAUACAGCAAGCCGUGGAGGUGCUUGAGGUCGGGCUGGAGAAGGGUCUCAAUCCCGAUGAUCGGCUCUGUGGGUGCUUGCUCUCUGUCAUCGCUCUUAGCAGCGGGGAGGAGAUGGAAAUGGUGCUUUCUUCGCUGGAAAAGGUCAAUCAGAACCUGGUCAAGCUGAUCAGAGUGCUCGGUGAUGCCCAGGUUGGUGCUGACGAUAUCACAAAGGAGCUGAAGAGCGUAUUGAAUGCUGCGGCCCCUGAAGUAUGCCGCCCUUACUGCAACUGUUUGAUCGAUGUAUGCCACAACCAUGGCUUCCCUCCUCAGAGAGCAAGAGAAGUCUUCCAUCUUGCUCAGACCUACGGUUUAUAUUCCAAGGUUCAAAGCAGAAAGGAUGAAGAGUGGUCACUGGACCUGCGAUCGCUCUCGGUUGGUGCGGCCAAGACAGCAUUCGAUGAUUGGAUGCAGACUGUCUCGGAGCACUGGGUGCAGCACAAGGCUUUGCCAGAGUCCUUCAGCGUUUACACUGGAUCCAGCACCCACAAGUUUGCGCAGGGGCUGGCAAGUGCUUUCGCCGUUCAUCUGGAGCAAAUGGCGGUGCCAUUCUGUCCGAGUGAAUCUCAAGCCGGCAGCUUCAUCAGUUCAAGGGAUGAUCUGGUCUCAUGGUUUCAGACGAGCAGUUCGCCAGCAGUCGUUGCUGGAUGA
Molecule: messenger RNA, 2169 nt
Organism: Miscanthus lutarioriparius
Lineage: Eukaryota; Viridiplantae; Streptophyta; Magnoliopsida; Poales; Poaceae
Source: the annotation of a GenBank genome assembly